This is a messenger RNA of Letharia columbiana, 825 nucleotides long. RefSeq lists its product as uncharacterized. The record is from RefSeq and is a predicted model, not a curated record. Lineage: Eukaryota; Fungi; Ascomycota; Lecanoromycetes; Lecanorales; Parmeliaceae. The coding region runs from base 1 to 825 and encodes 274 amino acids. The transcript is spliced from 4 exons.
AUGCGUUGGACGGAUGCUCGCAACCUUGUCCACAUAUACGAUCUCUUCAACAAAUCAUUCAACUUCUGCGGGACGAGUAAGACUGUUCGUCUCUUGUUCGUCUCUAGCCAAAGCAAUGUGGAUGUUUCAAACAUAAACAUACAAGUCCAAGACACUUCUUCAGACACAGAGCCAAAGCCCGAAGAUAGGAUCAUCGAUACAAUAAGUAAUCGUGCACAGGGCAUGUUUAAAUGGGGCGAGCUUCAACUGGCCACCUUCCUAGAUGGGAGUUAUCCAUUUCGCCUUCCUGAAAACGUCGAGACGCGACUCGAUCAGCUGGAUGCCGAAAGUGGCUUACCUGAUCUGGUCUCCCUCUACAAGGAGAUAUACGAAAAAGAACACUCACCCCUCUAUGCCCAUGAACCCGCAGAAGCGGUCUCUCUCAAACCCGACGGUAGCUCGAACAGGCUUGUCCAUCGUCAAUACGUGCUGCGAAUGUGUAGCAAUUUCCUUGUCAUGGACCGCUGGACUCAAGUUCGUAUCGCGCACCUGUCUCUGGUAGAAUUCUUGAAGGGCGAAACCCUUGGCGACAUGUUCUCGGAUAGCUUUACACAUGCACAGGCAGCAGAGACAUGUCUUUCCUGCUUCCAGCCGGACGCAAGGUUGGUGGCAAGCAAGAUUUACGACGGAAAGUGGGAUGCGUACUUCUUCUCUGAUUACGCCGGUAAAUAUUGGCUAGCUCACUGUCGGUCAAUAUUUGAAGUUGAGAGACAACACGGCCUUCAGGGGGAGCUUUUUGCCCAAUUUUUCUCUGACGCGCAGUCGAAGCCUACUUUCAUUGCAUAG